AUGGAUGAGGUGAAGCUGCAAGGGGGAGGCAGCGCGACGCAUGGGGAGGCCGGGAUCGGCGCGGGGGUCACUCUUCUCUUGGCAUAUCUUGUUCUAGUCACCAGAGGAAAAGAUGUCAGUGCUACAGAAAUAUGGGUAAAUACUAGCAAGAUCCAAAAAAAUAAUAAAACUAUUCUUAUGGAAGGAGGAGAUGUCGUUGACUGCGUUGAUGUGAAUCUUCAACCAGCUUUUAACCACCCAUUAUUGAAAGACCACAAAAUUCAGAUGGAACCAAGCUCCUUUCCGAAUGGACUAAAUAUCACAUCUCCGUUCCUACAUGAUGUAUUUGAAGCACAUCCGCCUAUCGUUGAAUGCCCAAGAGGAACAGUUCCAAUACUACGUAACAGUAGAAUGGAGCAUAUAGCAGGACAACUCUAUAUUAAUGGAGUGAUUAGCAAGGAUAAUCAACAAGAGGUGGCAGGAAUCAAAUAUUAUGGUGAUGUAUAUGGGGCGAGAGCUAUAAUAAAUGUUUAUGAGCCAAAGGUGAAGAAAUCUAGUAAAGAUCUCAGUGCAACAAGUAUUCAAAUUGAUAACUUCGGACCAAAUGGCCUUGAUAGUAUAGUUGUUGGAUAUUCGGUAGCUCCAAACUUGGCUGGUGAUAGCUCGGCAAGGUUUCAUGUUUCUUGGGUAAUCAGCGGACAAAGCAAGUCAUGCUAUGAUCACACAUGCCCUGGUUUUGUGCAAGUAAACCACAACUUUGUUCUUGGAGGAAGAUUACAACCUGUUUCAGUCUAUAAUGGAAAACAAUAUGUGAUUACGGUCCUUAUUUACAAGGACUUAAUGACAAAGAACUGGUGGGUAACAUAUGGUGAAGACAAUACACCCAUUGGAUAAUAGCCAAAUUCACUAUUCAUAUACCUUAAGGACAAAGGUAAUUUCACAUUAUGGGGUGGCUAUGUUGCGGGCCCGACGGCUUCAUCAGAUUCUCCACAAAUGGGUAGUGGGCAUUUUGCCACUGAAGGUUAUGGAAAGGCAGCUUUUGUAAAAGGCAUCCAAAUUGUUAAUGAGAACGGCCACCUUGAUAUUCUAAAUGUGAACAAAGCCCUUGUAGUCAGUAGUGAUUCCACGAAAUAUACAGUUGCUGUCUAUGACUUUGAUAAGUAUGGUAUGCAUACGUUCUAUGGCGGGCCAGGUAAUUUAGUCUAA
Molecule: messenger RNA, 1185 nt
Organism: Triticum aestivum (bread wheat)
Lineage: Eukaryota; Viridiplantae; Streptophyta; Magnoliopsida; Poales; Poaceae
Exons: 7
Source: RefSeq, a predicted model, not a curated record